AUGUCUCCAAAAGAAUCCGCCAGUAUUUACCAACCCAUUUCUGGGAUGGACAUCAAAGACAUUGAUCUUGAAAAUGACUCCGACACUACCCUCGGAUCACAUGAAAAAUACACGACCUCGAAAACUUCUUCCCCUUCGCGUUUCCGUAAGAUGUUCAAAGACAAAAAAUCGUGUAGGAAAUUGAAUAAUGGUUUUAUGUGGGCAAGAUGGGGUGUUGUUAUCGUAAUGCAGAGCUUGAUUGUAUAUUUAUUAUUGAGGCAUGGAAAAAAGAGCGAGAUGGAUGAGGAGGGCUGGGUACCAGCUGAUACAGAAACUGGCGGCGAUAUUAAUGGGCUUUAUAUUCCUCAAUCUCAUAAGUGGACACUCCUUAAAGGGGAAGAAUCAUCUUUCUUCCCAAAUAUGACAAGUAAUGAUGAUCGAAUGCAAAUUCGUCAUAACUGGGAUAUGUUAAUGCCAUUGGGUAGUGGAACUGUCAAAAUCCCCGAUUACGAACAACAUCCCAUGUUAGGUAAACCUAUCGUCGACGACCCCAUUCGUUCCGGUCCCAUAUACGAAGCAUCUUGGACCCAUGCCUUACAUUGCCUCUACUAUACAGUAGAUACCUAUCAUCAACUGGUUCUCUCUUCCGGUCAAACUUUUGGAUUCGAUGGUGCUCGAAAUGAUAUGCAUGCCUCGCAUUGUUUCGAAUAUUUGCGCAAUCAGAUACUAUGUAUGGCAGAUAUGACGUUGGAGGGGAGUGAAAGUGUUCUUGAUGCUACAGGGGAGGGACAGGCACAUGUUUGUAGGAAUCGGAAGGAGGCUAUUGAAUGGAUUGAAGAGAGGAGGGUGGAUGAUAUCCAGAGUAUUGUUGGGCCUUGA
This is a messenger RNA of Botrytis sinoallii, 858 nucleotides long. RefSeq lists its product as uncharacterized. Bases 1 to 858 code for a protein of 285 amino acids. The transcript has 4 exons. The record is from RefSeq and is a predicted model, not a curated record. Gene Ontology annotation, biological process: mycotoxin biosynthetic process. Lineage: Eukaryota; Fungi; Ascomycota; Leotiomycetes; Helotiales; Sclerotiniaceae.